Molecule: messenger RNA, 1074 nt
Organism: Aspergillus aculeatus ATCC 16872
Lineage: Eukaryota; Fungi; Ascomycota; Eurotiomycetes; Eurotiales; Aspergillaceae
Product: 2,3-butanediol dehydrogenase
Exons: 6
Coding region: 1-1074 (357 amino acids)
Biological process (GO): butanediol biosynthetic process
Cellular component (GO): cytoplasm
Molecular function (GO): (R,R)-butanediol dehydrogenase activity; zinc ion binding
Source: RefSeq, a predicted model, not a curated record
AUGAGAGCAGUCCGCUUCUACGGAGCUGGAGACAUCCGGGUUGAUCAGAUCGAAGAGCCGGUCUGGAGAAGCAAGUCAAGGUAUAUCCGACCUGCGUUUGUAGGAAUCUGCGGAAGUGAUUUGCAUGAGUACACGUGCGGGCCGCAUCUGGUACCCCUGAUGCCACAUGCGAUCACCGGGGGAAAGCUCCCAACGACCCUGGGCCACGAGUUUAGCGGCAUAGUCGAGGAGGUGGGAGCCGCGGUUGCAGAUGCUGUCGCAGACCUCAAAGUAGGAGAUCGGGUUGCUGUUCGGCCUAACUUGUCCGACGGGAGUUGUCCUCCCUGUUUGCGCGGAACUCCGAACUGUUGUCGUAAUUUAGGUUUUGUGGGCUAUAGUAGCAAUGCAGGGGGCUUGUCGGACCACGUCGUGGUUGACGCCGACCAUGCCAUUCCGCUACCAGACACCAUCCCUUUGGAUAUCGGCGCGCUUGUUGAACCGUUGUCUGUGGCGUGGCACGCAGUAGACCGCAGCCCUCUCGAGGGUGCUCGGACUGUUCUCGUCGUUGGAGGGGAUCCUAUUGGUUUGGCUGUGGUUCAAGUGCUUUUGGCACGAGGAGUCGAGUCUAUCAUCGUCGCGGAAGUCUCGUCGCGACGACGAGAAUUUGCGAGUAAAUUAGGCGCGACUCAUGUCCUUGAUCCUCGGACGCAAGAUGUCGUCUCCAUGGUACAAGCAAUGACCGGGAACGCAGGCGCAGAUGUGGCCUUUGAAUGCUCUGGCGUGCAAGUUGGAUUGGAUACGGCUCUUCGGGGCAUCCGGGUCCGAGGAACGGUCACGAUUGUGUCGCUCUGGGAGGGAAAACCGAUCAUAGACGCCCGCGCCAUUGUGCUAGACGAGAAGCAUGUAAUCGGGGCGGCAAUAUUUGCCGAUGGAAUCUUUCCUGCUGUCAUUGAAGCUAUAAGCUCGGGCAAGCUCAAUCCUCAAUCCAUGAUCACCAGCAAGAUUCGAAUGGAAGACAUUGUCGAAAAAGGAUUUGAAGCCCUGAUCCACGAGAAAGACAAACAUGUUAAGAUCUUAGUUGACAUCUCGGCAUGA